Messenger RNA from Porites evermanni, 14077 nucleotides. The record is from the annotation of a GenBank genome assembly. NCBI's taxonomy places the organism in Eukaryota, Metazoa, Cnidaria, Anthozoa, Scleractinia, Poritidae.
AUGGACAAGAAGUCACAUUGCACAUCUUUGAUACCGCUGGAAAAGUAAGUUUGCCAGUGUGUUUAAGUAAUCAAUCAACAGAGCUUUGGGUAAGAAUACCCUUUCAGAUAGGAGACAGUCCAUCGUCACUCUUCUUUAUUUGUGCGUCAACUUUCACAAAUGUGUUAGCGUGGCACUUUGAGGUCAAUUUUAACGGCAUGCAGGAUUUUGUGCAGCGAGUUGUAUGGUCACGAUUGACUUCAGACUUGCAGAUAUAAAACUCGGUUCCCGAACAGCGACCUGUAAAGGAGCUUAAGUUAACCCCACUUCCCACAAAUACAUUAAAAAGCGAAUUGUGUCAGUCACAUAGAGAGGAGAAGUGUGAGUUCACGUUACCAUGGUAGCAAUAUUUCUGGAUGACAACAAAACCAACGACGACGGCUACGGAAAGGAGAACGGCAAAAAAUAUAUGUUUAUAUUAACAAACAACAACUUUGCACGUGUAUCACGCUUUUUUGUACAUUUCUUUGCCGUCGUUGCACCACUACGACAUGAAACUUCCUAAUUUCACGAGACCGCUUUAUGGAGUAGGUGAACACAACACAAAAAUUGUCCCUUUCAUUCUCUAAAAAAAAAAUAUGGUCUGACUCAAAGAAAAUUUCGCCAAGAUUUGCCAAAUUAAAUGAAAUUGGAUAAGAUCGGUGAAGUUUGAAAUAGUGCAAAUAGACUUUUAAGUGACUUUUUCGGUUUGUUGUCAUCCAUUCAUUUUGCAACCAUGGCAACGUGACACCGACUUCUCCUCUCUAUUACACUGAAACACGUGCUAACCAAGUGCUAAAAAAGCAGAUACAGCGAUUAUAUCCUGAUUCCACUACUAAUACACUAUAUAUUCUGCUUACCUUAAUUGAAUUUUCUUUAUCUUAUCAGAAUUGUAAGGAAAAGAUAGACAUCUGCGCUGCUCAAGAUAUCAUAUUUGUCCUUUACUCCAUCACAGACCGCUCUUCCUUUCAAGAAGCUACACUCAUUGUCAAGUACCUACAUGAAGCAAAAAACAUUCCGUCGUCAGCAAUAUUUCUAAUCGCAUCAAAAGCUGACCUAAAACGCCACACGGAAGUCACGGAGUUCGAGGGAAAGCUUUUUGCGGUGAACACGGGAUGCUCGUUUCAUCAGUUAUCGAACUCUGAGAGUUUUUUCGAGCAUAACAAGAUUAUAAAGAAGGCUUACCUUAGGGCUUCGCUUGGCGGACAGAAGUUUCCUAAGUCUCCAGCUAUUAUGAGACGUUUGAAAGGAGGAUUUAAGAGCAAGGCUCAAACAAACGGCAUUCCCGGAACUCCAAGAAACAGGUCCGGCAGUGUCGAAUUCUAGAAACACACAACUGAGCGGAAAGCGACAAUGAUAAAGACAUUAUUUAAAUGUGAAUAUAACUAUUAAUUCUACUUCAUCAAUAGCUUCAAAUUUUCCUUGUACCCAUCGCUUGACAAGGGCAUCACCUGUCCACGCAAGGGAUUCCAGAUUCCGGAAUCCCAUAUCUGGGAUACUUUAACAGUGAAAUGAGGAAUACAGCUCAAGGAAUGCAGAAUCCCAUAACGAUUGGAAUCGAGAAUCCAAGUUUCACUGGCAAAGACUAGAAUCUGACUAGGAUUUGAAGUCCACGAUGUGGAAUCCAGAGUCCAAGGCUGUCUUGGAUUUCCCAACAUGAGGCGAAAGGGUGCAAGAUUUCAUAGGGUUGGUUUUAGGUUUGGAUGAAACUAAUUAGUCGUACGUUGUAAAUCUUAUAGUAAGUGUAACCUAAGAAAAAGAGAUUAAAUUGAUUAAACCAAGUUUCUAAAUCUAAGAGCCCUUUGCAGCAAAAGGGUACAAAAACGCCUUGCUUGAACACAAUCGCGGGAACCUUCUAAAGAAAUGAAAUGUUUUCGUACCGUGAGACAGUUUAGCUGCAAAGGGCUCAUAUAAAAGCCAAUUCUCCUCAAACGAUGAUGUAUUUUAAAGGAAUAUGUUUGUGCACCAUAAAAAAUACUCCCAGUCACAUUUCAGAUUCCACAAAAGUUUUAUAUAUGCAUGUUAGUUUACCUGUACAUGUUUAGUCAUAUAUCACCUACCUUCGGUUUCGAAAUGAGAGUAAUAUGAACGAUUUAGUUAUUGUAAUAACGAUUUUGAUGAAAUAUUUAACUAUUAGAUUAAAUAGUAAAUGUAUUCUGAUGUAUUUAUAAUGUAUGAAUUGAGUUCGGGCACGGGGCACAGCGGCAGCACGACUUUUGAAACCAAGUCGAGCUACUGUCGUGCUAAAGUCGAAUUUAAUUCGAUCAAUUGAGUUCCGCACGGCAGUAGCACGACGUUUGAAAAGGGCCUUAUUUGAUAACGCCAGUAUUCGUUGAACGAAGACAGAAAAAUAAGUGAUUUUAUUGUGUUUUGGCCAGGAGUCGACGCUUGAAAGAUCGGAAACGAAACUUUUCGAAAAUUAAUCCGGGACCAUUAUAAAGCGUCCUCACCGUGUCAACGGGCAAAAUUACGCCUCCUUGAUCAAAAGUACCUCGAUCCACCCCUGAAAAUGAUUAAGGGUUGUCAUAGAAACAAAUCCCUUUCCUCUCCUCGCGACUUUUUCACCCUUUCCCAAAACAGAAAACAACAAAACAAACAAAACAGCCACUCUCAUCCUCAUGUUUCACGCGGUUCGCUAAAUUUUCGCUUCUUCCUAGGUAUAACUUAGAUCCGAUUAGACUACAAAAACUCAAGGUGUCAGCCAUUUGUAAAUUUUAGAUGAGCACAGGUCAGCUGGAUUCCAGCUAAGGUGUGCGCCGGAAUUUCAAUGACGUCAUGGAAGGAGAAGAUUGAUUCGAGAUUUCUCGGUUUUAGACCUCGCAACAGAGCUUAAGCAAGGACGUCUUUGGGGAAACGCACGUCAACAGGAAGGGGACGUUUGGCAUUCUUGGGCAGCGAACAUGCCCAUAUCUUCGGCCAAAUCAUCUGCAUACGAGAAAAGACACUUAGCAAGACAAAUUUGGUAGCGUCAAGGCAUAUCAAAUAAAAAACGGCACACUUCCGGUCGACGUGCGCCGUCCAAAAAUUAUAAACGUCUUUGCUUGAGCUCCCUCAUCUAUAAACAUGAACUGAUUUUUCUGCAAUUCUAAUCGAGACUAGGUCUCUGCUCUUCAUCACUCUCUCAAUUGCACUUUGUACACAUCUCAUUAGCAUUUAAGAUUCACUUCCCACUGAAAUUUUAUGCCAUUGGAAAUUGUUGCAUAAUGUAUAGACUCCCUGGAGCGCCUACCAUGUACCACGCAGGCCGCAAAACGGACCAAUCACGUGCAGGGCCGCAUUGAAAAGGGUGCCAUCUUUGCUGUGUUGCGAUUGGCUCUGCACACUCGCGUACGAAAACACUCUCAGCAAAGCAAAACGGAAUCAAUCAGAAAAUCAAUUUUAGACGGUGCUGAUCAACUGAACAUUUCAUCCAAAAGCUCAAUGCCGUAGGUUCACUAGACCCUGGAAGUCUUCGUCCCUUCCCAGUCCUCCCAAGGUGAAACGAAGGCGCGGCAACCCGGCGAUCGCGGGAUGCAGAUCAUCCUCUCCGUCUUCUUGUUCUGGGUUUUGAUCGUUUGUACACGAAGGAAUUCCCUCUAAUUACCGACAUCUAAAAGAGGAUUAAGGCGUCAGCAGUAACAUAUGCGAUCAUGAACGCGAUAUUGUGAUUACGUUUUCACAUGCACGUGCAGUUGCACGUUUUAACAAAAAGUACAUUCUGAGAUGAAAAAGACUACAAUGGUCGUAGUUUUGAGCUUAACCAAAGUUAGGGUUGGCCAGUUACUUUGAAUCGAACUAAAAUAUGAAAUGAAAGAAGGAAAUAAGAAUAACAGAAAUUAUAUCAUUUUUUGUUCAAUAGUAAAAUAAUGAUGACCAUCACAUGCCGUGUCUUUCCCUGCAAUAUAUCAAGACAUAAUUAUUGCGCUUGAGUGAGAAGACAGCUCUUAACUAAUACAUAAAAAGGGGUUUAAAUACUUAAUAUAUAUGUUUAUAUUGCAACAAAUAAAUAUAACAAAAUGUCUCUUACUGACUGUCCCUUAUUUUCGAUCGCGUGAUUGCUAUGACAAAUUCAACAUACAUUAUUACGAACUCUUCCAACAAACUGAGGUCAUCUUUGAAUAUAAAUAGCCCUCAACCGAUCUAUUCCGGAAUCGAUUAAGCUUCUGGGUCAACGAUUCGGCAAUUUUCUGCAAAAGGGUAUGUUGACCACUUUCUUGAUCAUAAAGUGAGACUGAAGGGUGUUGGAGCGAUCUCUGAGGUUUGAAAGAUCACGUAAGGAUUAAGUACGCUUAACAAAAGAAAGAAAACGUUCAACUCGAACCUUUGUUACCAAUAUAAAGGUGAGUUAAAAUAUUUAUUUUUACUCCUUCGGAAAAACAUUCUGAAGAGAACUGACGGCAUAGAGGAAAAUGACUCAGUAUUCCGCUAGGUCAAUGCCUACGCAAAACGAGUCUUACCACCCCAUGUAUGAUCAGGCUAAACAUUUUACGUAUGAGUGCAGUGUCUUUCAUUUCUGUUUUAACAGUAGACAGGUCUGAUAUCCUACACACAUGCAGGUCCGGAAAAAGAGGGGCGUUAAAAUACUAGAAGAUCUCUAUAAAUUGUUGGGAAUUGUUAUGUGAAGUGUAUCAGUCAAUGGUGACGAUACGUGCGAUGGGGCAUAGCUUACGUUCCGUAUACGCGUCCUAACUUCAGAUCAGGCCCCGGUUGUUCAAACGUUGGACAGCGCUAUCCACUGGAUAAACCACUAUCCAGCGAAUAAAUAAUGGGGAAACUAAUUGCACUAUCCACUGGAUAGAGAUUUAUCCGGUGGAUAGCGCUAUCCAGCCUUUGAACAACCGAGACCAGGGCAAUUUGUAUUUAUUUACAACCACUAACGGUAACAAACCCCAAUUAAAAACAAAAACGUCUUAAUCCGUCACAGAAAACGAAUGGGAUCCUCUUAUUCAUGAGGGAGGUUUCACAAGAUGAGCUCAAAUAUAUGACCUGCCGAUUCGCUAUCAGGACAACAGAACAUUGAGUAUAGUGGCACAUAGCUAGGCAUGUUGACACACAGUGAUUAAAGGUAGAAACCUUCGACUGAUACUUUGCCAACACUAGCCGUCGGCGAAAACUACAGUUCUGAAGAGGCCCUGUUAGGGGUUUUAGAGAUAAGGGAUAGCCGGAUAAAUAAUUUAAGGGAUAAGGGAUAACUGACAAAAUAAUUUGGGGGAUAAGGGAUUAAUGAAACGUUUUAGGGAUAAUGAAAUUACAUCCUACAGGACGCUAUACUUUUGCCUACAAUGAGGAGCUCAGGGAUGACCAGCUUAAACCACACGCUCUUCAUUCUCAAGAAAUGUUAUUAAAAACUGAUCAUGAGAUCACGAAUAGCCGACUUCUUGUUCAUCAGUUUAGAACAAGUUAUGAGAAAUGAAGUGAUCAACAUGUCACGAGCACGGGACAAAGAAAAAAUCUGAACAAGCUGAGUUGGUUAUAGUAUAGCAGGCCGGAUUAUAAGGUGGGAAUAUACUGCUACGCCGUCAUGAUCAUGAAAAACUUUUAACCAUGUAAAACCCACGGCGAGACAACGGCUGCAUGGUGCUAGGUCCACAUUGAAACAAAACUGAAAAAGAACGAACAAAAGAAAAAAUGAGUUAAUUUGCUUCGGCUCGUACUUUCACCAAAUGAACUCAUCAUGACUGUUUUUAAACAUCGACAAACUCCUUCUGUUUUCGGAAUAGGCCUAUUCCCGGCGAGAGGUUCGUUAGUCCAAUACCCUGCGAACAGUCAAAACAUAUCGCGUAAAAGUAAUCUCUGCUCGUUGGGCCAAAGUUAAGCGCAUCUCUUGAGAGCAAUUUCGUGCAACGUUUGCUACUUUUAUUCUUUGGCAGUGUUAUUCAGUGGAUAUUCAGUGGCUGAUGUAUCGACGAUUUUAGGAGCUAUUUUUUGGCAAUUUUGUGACAAUUUUUGAAAUCUUCAUGUAGCGAUCGAUUUCCGUAGGCUUCUAUAAUGAACACAUUGGUUUACCCGUCUUGGCUCUGUCUUUGUUAGCUCUUACGCAAAGAGCCUUUAUGUAAUCACCGAUAGUUUACAGGCGUAAAAAAUCACCUCCGGAAACGGAUUAACCGGGCCUUUACAAUUCGCAUCUGCCGUAACAAACGCAAUGGUUAUUGCACCUUUACAGCUAGUUACAUCGUCUUUAUUCUCUACAAUCAAACUAACUUUUAAAGAUAAGGAAUAUCUGCUAAGAGUUACAGGGAUAUGGAAUAACAAGACACCCGUAAGAGGGCCUCUCUGAAGUUCUUCCUGUUUGAUUCGUAACAUUCCGAGACAAUAUGAGUGCAAAUAUUCCCUUAGUACGAGAUCUAACCAUUGCGAUGAGGAAAAAAAUUGCAGCAAUAACAUAUAAUGGAGGCUGCUGUUCCACAAGUAUCCAUACACUAUAUAUUGACUACAAUCAAUAAUUAUACCAAGUUGGCACGCAUAGUUAAUAGAAGUGUCCUCUCUAUUAAUGGUUCAGUUUGUAGUUAUAUAAUUCCUUUUAAUCGUGCUUUGGAUUCCGAAAAGAAAAAGAUAAUUUUGAAAUUUAGAAAUCGCGGCGCCUCUUGACCUAAUGUUUAAAAAUAGCACAACUGUAUUUUUUUUUUUUUUUUUUUUUUUUUUUUGUUUCUUUGGAUGGUUUUUUACCUUUGUGAAUUUGUGGUGGGGUAAGUUAUGUAGAAGUAAUAUCUCACAUACAUAUAAUAAUUCUUUAGAAAAUAAAUUUAAUUUUGAUUAGUGUCUUGUUCAUUAGGAAUAAUUUUUUUAUAAAUAAUGUCUUUUAUUUUGUAUUUUAUUUUAUUUUUAAAUAUUGUGUUUAUUAUAUUUUUUUUUUUUUUUUUUUUUUUUUUUGUCAUCCUGAAAUAUAUUUACCACUGAUUGAAUCUUGCGCAGUGUUUUUUAGGGAUACCUCAUGUAGAACUUUUCGUUUGAAAACGAGGAAAGCCUACCUAUAAAGUUUGUUUUUUUACAAUGAGACCUCACAUUAGGAAAACUCAGAGCAAUAGCGGGGAGUAUCAUAAGAAAUCUCUACGGUCCACAGCAUAGAUAAUUUGAAAAAGAUAUGGCUAUCUACCAUUCUAUCUGCUAAAUAGACAUCCUCUUCUAGUAAUGAAGAGUACAUACUUUCCGGGAGAGGCUCAACCCAGGCAUAGCCCGGUGUGCAUUCACUGACAUGUAAAAAUCUGCCUGAACUAAACUUAUUAUAUCAGUUUAGAGAGGGUUACACUCCAAUAAACGAUAAACCUGAGCCCCCUAAGAGUCCUCAACAAGACCCAUAAUGAGACCAUUAUAUAUGGCUCUUGUCCUCAACUACAGAUGGCAUUGGAUACACUUUGAAUAGACCUCUUCAGCUUGUCGGUUUUGUUUUCCCAAUAGAGGUCUCAGGGCCACCUGAUCCUUUGUCUUUUCAUAAAUUAUGCGUUCGUGCGCACGUGAAUGAGACGAAAUUUGAAAGAAACAUUUCUUUGGAGCAUUAACACAUGACCUGAAUUGGGAAAACAAAACAUAUAAGCUAAAGAGGUCUAUUCCUGAUCAAACUUAUGGCGUUGACGCCAGGACUCGAACCCGGGCCACAACAAUAGGAGCCAGGCAAGUGCUCACACAACUGGUCAUCGCUGCUCUCUCUUAAUUCCAUUCUCCCCAGAAACCACUGCGAGCUACCGCCCGCUUCUUUGAUUGAGCCGCUGUCCAGCGCCAUGGACGAAUAAACUUGUAACUUUUAACAUGUAAAAUUUCUUUUAAGACAAGUUUAAAAGCUCUCGCGCAUUUGCUUGCGCCUACAAUUGCUGCCUUAAUGUGAGCCUGCUGUGAAUUUGCGCUAUUUCAAUAAUUCAGUACUUAUUGGGAUUAUUCAUUCCUACCUAUUUACUUUGUCACUGUAGGUAAACCCUACUAGAGUUGAAUUCCUGGGAAUCAUAUCUAAGUUCAGGAAGAGAAAGGAAAUAUUCACGUUAUCAAGAUGAAUAAAACGCGAAAUAAGGCAUUUUUACGUCGUAGUCGGGCAAAAACGGCAAAGAAAAGUACAAGAAAGCGCGAUGCAUCCGUGCAAAGUUGUUGUUUUGCUUAUUAAACCUAUUGUUUUGUUGAAUUAAGUCCCUAAUGCUUCCUGCGAAACAAGAGGAAGUGCUGCCAUUUGACGUUUUGACCUAGGCAUCACGUGGACGCGCAUGCCAGAUGGAAAAGCACUAGAAACGGUUGCUUGCAGUGCAUGAUUUCUCUCCCUUCGAAGCCGCAGCGUCCGGCCUGGAGAAACCACUGCUCGCUGGGUAGCACGCACAUGGUGUACACGCAACAUGAUAACUCUGACGUCCUUAAAAAACCAAAACAGAGCGAGUGUCUUUCAAACAGAAAUAUUUCGUCGCAACUCGGGGAACCAAGCGUAAAAGUCAAGUCUAUUUGAGGCGUGCGACAAUGUUGUAUCUAACGCCCAAAAGAACAAUUUAGCUGUUAGUUAACUCUCCGUGCGCCUAGGAAAGCCCUUAUUUGCAUUUUUUGUUUUUAAACUGAAAUCGCCUUCUAGCAUUUUCAGUUCAGUUUCAUUUCAACGUUGUUUCUUCAAGAGCACUAAGUACUAGUUUCCUAUCAGGAGUAUCUCUUUUGCGGUCCGACGUUUUGCGCCCAAAAAUAUGUAAGUGCGUUGUCCAUUCGUCUACUGUAUUUUGUUUUUGUUGUAUUUCUUUUGCGCUCGCAGCAUUUCAGAAGUUUUAUUUUCUCCUUGUAUUUCAGUUUAAACCACAACAUAACAAAUACAAAACAUCGCAGUACAUCGAAGGGAACCUAAUCUCAGUCGAGUCUAUUGGGUCUAUAGUUUACCAUCUCGCCCAUUGCUGUCUAACCUCGACGACACAAAUCCUAUUAAAGCUGUGCGUCUAUUGUUAAAAGUCGCCUUGUGACAGCUAUAGACAAGUUAGAAUAUAGCUGUUUAUGUAAAGAGAAAAUAGUCCGUAAACGUGGAUUGCUUUGAUUAUAGCCAAUGAACAUUUAAAUAAAACAUUUUGAUCAUUUUGGAUCAAUGGAUUAAAUCCGGGUAAUCCGACAAUCGAUAUCAGUCGAUAACUUCUGACUAAUGUCGUUUUAGUGACAUCCAAAAUAAGUGAGGACGAACCGAGUCCCUUCCACUUCCUUUAGUACCGAUACAACGUGAAUAACCGAGGGUCAUUACAAAAAAGAAUUGGAUGAACAAUACACAUACCUUGGUUCAAAUAUGCUUUAUUUUUCUGUUCUAAUCUAAACCAGCUAUCAAUCGAUCUCAGACCAAAAAAGGAAAAUAAAAAUCAAACCAACAAUAAAAUUAAACCACAGCACAUGACAUCCGAAAGUCAAUCAGCAAAUGUCUUUACCAGCCGCAUCAGAGUCUGUUAUUUGGUCAACAUCCACUGUGCUGUUUGCAUGUAGCAGCUAUUUGUGGCAUACGACAGAGCCGAAAAGUCACGUGUCUGAACUAUGUUUAUAACUGUAGGGUGCUGUAUUGCUAUUGCAUUUCAGUCACUGGUUACUUCCCAGAAACGUGACCAAUAAUAAUAGCAACCAGGAUCAUCAUUAACAACGUUGCACGUAACUAAAGUGAGUGUCUUGGCAAUCAAACAUCAAUUUAAGAAUUUUUUUUAGUUACGUGUGUCUUAUCUUUUUAUGUUUCAGUGCGGUUUACCUCUAUUAUAUCAUGAGGCGAAAACGAGCAUCCACGAAUCAUCACCAGGGACAUCAAACGAACAUUAUUAAUGUGCAUGCUGUGGUCUUAGGACUGGAUGGUGUGGGCAAAUCAGGUGGGUUGAUCUAUACAUUAGCGCUUUGAAAUGGUCCACUGUUACCACUGCUGGUUUUUCAAAAGAUAAAUUUGGUAACUGCUCUUGCGCGCAACACAAAACGCAGAACACGCAUGUUGGAAAAAAAGACACCUUCAAGUUGAUUCGAUUUCCCUAGACAGAGAAAAAUUGGGGUAGAUUGAUCGUAAAGUCGCAAUUAAUCAUCCCGCCUUAAUAAACUACGUACUGAACAAUGAUCUUCUUUGUGAAUCAAAAGCAAUCCUACAUCUUGACCUAAAUUCAGACUCAAAGCAAAUCAUCCAAACGUAACGUAAAGAUACUUUUGCAACCGAAGACGUUUGCACAGCCUGACAGGGAACAUGCAGUUUACAAUCGAACAAAAAUAAGGAAUAUUUCUACGAUAGAUAUCCAUUUGUCCUUGUUGUGUUUGACUUUAAUUUACUUUUUGUUUUUCCUGCAAUGUUGAGGGCUGAAUCAAAAAAGAAAACAGUUCAAAAAAAUCUUAAUUAGCUCCUUCUGGAAGACGGAUUGCAUUUUUAAAAACAAGGUUCCAUUAGUUAUGUUCAAAUUAAGAGAUUUUUUUUUUAUUACUAUAGGAAACUGAGGCACCAGAGAUAAACUAUUCUUAACCACGAGAGUUCUAGUCUGAAUUUUCAACCAAAUAUCGUAUCGUUAAAGACAAAGUUUGAAAUAUACUACGUAGCUUGGCGACUCCACCUCAGUGCCAAAACUGACCAUGAUCAAUAAAGUAAAAUAAGCAAUCAGUGGAAUGCGUCAGACAUAAAAUAGGACUGAAAAACAAAUAAGUCGUUUGUCAUCAUGUUAAACGUAUCGUGUAAAUUAAUAUGUAGUGCAUAGAAUAGCAUCUGCUGUGCUAAAGUCUAAUGAGCUGAAUUUAUUCCAAAACGGAAGCCACACUGGGUAUCUAUACAGUUAAAAUGGCACGGCGCACAUUGAGGACCAACCAACUGUCGGCUGCGCUGAAAAGGAUGUCGAAAGGAAACACAGUCGCCAGAUAUACUUCCUGAUAUUUUAGGUAGUUAUCAGUGCGGCAUCUUGUCGCGAACUAGAAAUCAAUCCACCACAAAAGCCACUCGUAACUUCACAUGCUGAUUUUUUUUUCUGAUAAGAAAGAGCUGGAUAACCAUAAAAGUUAGUCUUCCUUUUAAAGUACCGAGUACACAGACGUUUUGACUUUCUUGUGCAAUAAAAUGUAAUACUGUAGCUUGAGGUUGCAUUUUUUACUUAAAACUUGCGGAAAAUCAGUAAAAGAAAGUUAUAAUAUAAGGUCUCAGACUAGACAGUCCACUAAGAACUAGACCAACUUCGCCGCUUGAAAUCACUUAUCAAUUAACAACUUUCAUCUUCGGAUAUGACUGUGUCCACUUGAAAAGAUACAAUAAUAUUGGCCAUCACAAAGCGCAUAAAAACUCUCAUUUAUCAGAACGCCCUACAGAUGAAAAUCCUAUUUGGGCGCAAACUUUGAGAACUUUUUUUUAGUUCGUUGUGCAUGAUCUAGCAAUAACGAGCUAAAUAUAGGAUUGUAACGAACAAACAAGCAAAACAUGUAAACAACAUGAAAAUUAAUGGUAAGGAUCUAACUAAAGAAUUCAAGGAAAGAUAGCUGCAAAAAUGCAUCAAUACACUUCAAAAUAGUAUCAAUUACUUUUUAUCACGACAAGUAUCUCUUUCUUGGCUUCUGAUAUUAUUCCGACGUACUCGGUGACUUGAAUCUAGGAAAUACGUACCCAGAAUUUUAACCUGAGGUUAAUGUGGUUCUCUAUCUACCUAUAUGGGUAUUUCCGAUGCCGAAAUUCGUGGUCAAAAAGGAAAAUACAGUUUAAGGUACCCUGCCGAGGGGCACGCAAUGGUUUAGAUUAGACAGGUACAGUGAUUAGUCUAGACCUAUCGGUAGCAAUACCGCUAGUGGUAAAAAAAAUCUGUGCUUCAAUUCUUUGAAUGACUAUUUGCAAACUAAUAAUAACAUCAAACAACGACGUUUCCCAUAUGAAUCUUUAAAUAAGGCCUGAUUCUUUUUUAAAGCUUAGUUCUAAAUAUUUCCAACAUCUGAAUCAUUCAAUUUACCCUGGCUCUAAUAAUAUAGAUAUAGUUUCACACUGCGCCAUCUGUGAUUGUUAAAAGAUAUCUUUUUUAAGCAUCAUAGCUAUACUAUCUAGAAUUCUUGUUUGAAGAGCUCUCUAACGUUUAGCAGCCAAGCACUUAGAAGACUUAAAUUGUGUCGGGAAUGCAAACGUGUUACAAAAAGUCCUCCAUACCCUGUAGACGUCUCUUCAAACGUUUCGUCGUGUUUUGUGUUGUAUGCAAAACAUGUGAUUUACCUUACUUCAAACAAACAUUAAAAACAUCCAAAAACAUUCAAGUUCAAAAACGUGAUCGAUGAAAGUAAUAGUCAUCCUGCAUCACGUACUCGAGAGUUAUCAUUAUUUGGAACAUUUGAGCAUUAUAGUACGAGAUGAUCAUGAGUUACUAGGAACAGCAUUGUCCUUAUAUAUGCGUCUUUUGUUCAAGUGCAUCCGCGCGUUGAGAUUGGUUAGAACGAGCUCACUACGAAGUCAAGUGAGUUCUAGAAUGACACUGGGCUAUGUAUAGUCGAAACUCCUUAACAAGGAAACCAAGGGAACAAGCUCAAGCCAAGUGUCCUCAUUACAGAGGUUUCCUUAUUAUAGUGAUAGGGGUUGUAUGAGGUUUGGUGUCUUUAGAACCAAGACAAAAGUCCGUAAUAGACAGGUGUAUACUCGGAGAUAUGGAUUAUAUGAAGUUUGCCGGUAUCUUUAUCUCAGUGAUAGGGAGGGGUCCUAAUUAUGGAGAUCUCCAUAAGGAGGGGUUCCACUGCAAUAGGUUCUUGUGGCUUGCCCCUUUCUAGGGAAGUUGUAGUCAUUAUUUUAUUGUCCGUGUAAGGACAUAAGCCUCAAAAUAUUAAAGAACGUAAUCACCUACAUUCGUUGGAAACCUUGGGUGCAAUAUUCGUCCCUAAAGCAUCACGUUAAAAUUGGGCGGCGAAGCCUUUACAGCAAAUCACGGGAUUAAUGUAACACUGUUACUAUUUGUAAAAGGGACCUCUGGAGCUAGCUCAUACUUAAGAGAGAUCUUUUCCGUUGUAGCACUAACUGUGAGAUUUCUAACAAGACGUUUCAUUUGGGAAUAUGACAAAAAUCUAGGUAAGUGGCUUUUACUCUGUCAGGGGGGACAACGUUUGACCAAGGGCCAUACCAAGAGCCAUAAUGGCUCUUGGUUUGACCUGUACCUCUGUUAGUGUGUUGAACAUCAGUUAGUCGGCAGGAGAUUUUAACAAUUCUUGGAUGAGUUAACCUUCGCGGCAACAAACGCGGUUAUGGAAUGGUAAAGAAAGUAAAUUAUCUGGACCCAUAAAUAUUCCUCCUUUUUGGAGAGUGCGGCUUCGAAAGACCCUUUAAUAUUCAAAUAAUAAUUUUCCUCCAGAAGGCGAAUAGAUGGUAUGCAUCAUGAUAUGUUUUUCACAUGCUUUCGAUCACCUUCGUUUUGCUCAAAUCAAGUUGUUCUUUACAGAAAUGACGUAUCGACAUCACAUGACCCUAGAUGGGCAGUAUGUGGCCCUUGAUAUAAUGGAUACCGCGGGAGAGGUAUGUUGACCAUGUUUUACCUGUGAGCAAUACAUUCCAUUUCUGCUUGAGCGGAUAACUUGCCCUUGGUUAUUUCUAGCCAAGGACCUCUCCCAUACAUUCGAUAUCUACUCGAUCAAUUUAAUUUCAGUUAAUUCAUACAGCCAACUACUAUGGCCGAAUGUGAUGUUCUUUUUCAUUCCUUCCCAUAGAACACAGAGGAAAAGUUGGUGAAACUGGCCUCAUUCGGAGAACUGUUCUUCAUCCUGUACUCAAUAACUGAUCGCGUUUCAUUCAUGGAAGCAAGGCGUUUGGGGCGUUACUUUAAAAAGGUGAAAAACAAUAACAGCACCCUCAUUCUGGUAGCAACGAAGACAGACCAAGAACGCCACAGGAAAAUCCGGGAGAAUGAAGGACUCGGGCUUGCAAAAGAACUGGGGUCUGUAUUCUGCGAGAUAUCUAUUUCCGAAGGUUUCACCGAGACGAAUUCCCUGUUUUUCGACUCUUUACGACUGUGUUUAAACAAGAGAGGCGUUGAUUUGGACAACAAAGUGGAGCAGGAAAAUGGCGAUAAGGAUAAAUCAGGACCUUUAUCGAGAAUGAAAGAAGGUUUCAAAGGAAUGUACACAAGAAGAAAGUCGUGUACUGUACUAGCUGUCUAGUUGGAACCAUUUAAAGUAUAUUCAAAAAACUACCACA